AUGGCGACGGAGGCCGAGCUGACCGCGCAGAUCGCAGCUGCCGGCGAGAAAGUGCGCGACCUUAAGGCAGCCAAAGACGCCACUAAGGCCGACGAGAUCAAGGAGGCUGUGGCGCAGCUGCUGGCGUUCAAGGCGCAAUUCAAGGAGGUGACGGGCAAGGACUUCGGCCCGCCGCCCAAGCCCAAGAAAGAGAAGAAACCGCAGCCGGAGCAGCAGAAGCCCAAGGACCCUGCAAAGAAGUCCAAGAAGGAGCUCAACAAGGAGCGCAAGAAAGCCCACAAGCACGCGCUCAAGGCCGGCGUGGCGGACGAGUCCCCGGCGGCUGCCGCCGCCCACGCAGCUCCUGCUGCUGUUGCAGCGCCAGCUGCAGCUACUGACGGUAAGAAGGCUCUGAAGAAGGCCGCACACGCCGGCAUUGAGCUGCCCACGCCUUCGGCCGAGGAUGACGGUGUCAUCGUUUUCUCCAGCGCCGGUCAGCUGCCGCGCGCCAGUUACGUCGUCGCGCAGCUCGUCAAGUACGCGCCUGGCUUCCGCAACUUCGGCCGCGACGCCGCCGCCUCGGCUGUGAUUCCCACGCUGACACUGGCCGACGGCCGCAUCGUGUCGGGCGACUUUGCCAUCGCGCGCUUCCUGGCUCGCACUAAGCCCGAGCUUGGUCUGUACGGCGUGGCUGCUAAGGACGCCGCUGCCAAUGAGGCUGCUUUGCCGCCCUCGCAGAUCGAUGCAUGGCUGGACUUCGCUCUGACGCGUCUCGGCCCCAACCUGGAGGACGACGGCGGUCUGCAGAUCCUGAACCGUGUACUCAAGACGCAGACGUUCAUCGUGGGCCACGCUCUGUCGCUCGCGGAUAUCUGCGUGUGGUCGCUGGUCGCUCCGCUGCAGAAGAAACUGGACUUGUCGCCAUUCCCGAACGUGACGCGCUGGUUGGCGUAUCUGGAGGCGCAGCAGACACUGUUCGCUAAGGUUGACGGCUCUCUGAAGGCCCUGAAGCCCAUCAAGGCACCUGCUCCUACUGGAGCUGCCAAGAAGAAAGACACAGGCAGCUGUCCCCCUCUGAAGGACGCAGUGGAUGGUCAGGUAGUGACCCGAUUCCCUCCUGAACCCUCUGGAUACCUGCACAUUGGCCACAUCAAGGCCUGUAUGCUCAACAACUACUACGCGCGUCACUACCACGGCAAGCUGAUCCUCCGUUUCGACGAUACGAACCCCAGCAAGGAGAAGGACGAGUUCGAGCAGAGUAUUAUCGCCGACUUGAAGCGUGUGGAAGUCUUCCCGGACGUCGUGACUUAUACGUCCGACUACUUUGACAAGAUCGCGGACUUUGCUCGUCAGAUGAUCCGUGAGGGCAACGCGUACAUGGACAACACGUCACAGGAGCGUAUGCGCGAGGAGCGUAUGGAAGGAAUCAACUCCAAGUGUCGCGAUCAAACGCCGGAAGAGAACUUGGCGCUGUUCGAGAAGAUGCUGAAGAACGCACCGGAGGCUCAGGGCUACUGUAUGCGCGGUAAGAUCGACAUGCAGGCCAAGAACAAGACGAUGCGUGACCCCGUCUUCUUCCGUCUGAACCCGACGCCCCACCACCGCACGGGCACCAAGUACCAGGCGUAUCCGACGUACGAUCUGGCCUGUCCCAUUGUUGACUCGCUCGAAGGCGUGACCCACGCACUGCGUACGACGGAGUACAACGACCGUGACUUCCAGUACCAGUGGGUAUUGGACACGCUACGUCUGCGUAAGGUUAUUAUCCAGGGCUUCGCACGUAUGAACUUUGUGUACUCGGUGCUGUCGAAGCGUAAACUGCAGUGGUUCGUGGACAAUGGACACGUGGAGAGCUGGAGAGACCCGCGGUUCCCCACGGUUCAAGGUGUGCUGCGUCGCGGUGUGCAGGUGGAGGCGCUGCGUGAGUUUAUCUUGAGUCAGGGAGCUUCGCGUCGUAUCACGGACAUGGAAUGGGACAAGUUCUGGACUCUCAACAAGCGCGUGUUGGACCCGACUGCUCCUCGUUACUUCGCGGUCGCCAAGGAGUCGUCGGUGCCGCUUACGUUGACGAAUGUUUCGGGUGAAGUGAUUGGAAUUCCAGUGGCUCGCCACCCGAAGGAUCCGUCCAUGGGCAACAAGAUGGUGCGCUUCUGCAACAAGCUGCUGCUUGAGCGUGACGACGUCAACAACUUCGUGGAGGGCGAGGAAGUGACGCUCAUGCGUCAUGGCAACAUCAUCGUCAAGAAGCUGAACAAGGCUGCGGACGGCACCAUCACGAGUGUCGAGGCCGUGAACCACCCGGAGGGAGACUUCAAGAAGACCAAGCUCAAGGUCACGUGGCUGGCGGAUGUGCCUGACCUCGUGCCACUGACGCUGGUGGAGUUCGACCAUCUGCUUAACAAGCCCAAGCUCGAGGAAGGCGACGACUUCCAGGACUUCCUCACGGAGACCACGCGGGCUGAGAUGCACGCUGUGGGUGACCACGAGCUGCGCAACAUGAAGGAGGGACAGGUCGUGCAGCUUGAGCGUCGCGGCUACUUCCGUGUGGACGUUCCAUACAUCUCGGACGACAAGCCCGUCGUCAUGUUCAUGGUGCCUGACGGCAAGGUCAAAGCCAUGUCCACGCUGUCCACCAAGCUUGCCCACCGGUAA
Messenger RNA from Phytophthora nicotianae INRA-310, 2631 nucleotides. Its product is annotated as glutamate-tRNA ligase. The coding region runs from base 1 to 2631 and encodes 876 amino acids. Gene Ontology annotation, biological process: glutamyl-tRNA aminoacylation; translation. Gene Ontology annotation, cellular component: methionyl glutamyl tRNA synthetase complex; cytoplasm; cytosol. NCBI's taxonomy places the organism in Eukaryota, Oomycota, Peronosporomycetes, Peronosporales, Peronosporaceae. The record is from RefSeq and is a predicted model, not a curated record. The transcript has a single exon. Gene Ontology annotation, molecular function: ATP binding; glutamate-tRNA ligase activity.